Molecule: messenger RNA, 306 nt
Organism: Trypanosoma conorhini
Lineage: Eukaryota; Euglenozoa; Kinetoplastea; Trypanosomatida; Trypanosomatidae
Exons: 1
Coding region: 1-306 (101 amino acids)
Cellular component (GO): Set1C/COMPASS complex
Source: RefSeq, a predicted model, not a curated record
AUGGAAGACAAUGAAGUGCUUGAGCGCCUCGCCACUCACCUUCGCGAACCCCCCACUAUCCCCUCUGUGCCUGUUUACGCCCUCCCGGAUCAGCAGUAUCUUGAGGCCACUGUGUUUCCGCUGCUUUUGCGGGGGCUGGAGGAGGUGGCAAGGUCGCGGCCUGCUGAUCCAUUGGCAUUUCUCGCAGCUUACCUCCUGAGCAACAACCCACAGAAGACGUCCCAUCCUCUGAUGGGAGACGAGGGGCGGCGAGUUCCGUUGCAGGGGAUCGCCCAAAUGGCCGCUGACAUCAUAAGCCGGAAAUAA